GAAAGACGACGAAGUCAACCUCAGGGCGCAGGAGAGGGAGGGCCAGUGUGCUGCCGACGAGGGAGGCUGGAGCCGCGGGGACGAGGCGCCCCAUACAGCGGCAAGAGGGCGGAGGGCAGGAGCUCGCCAUCCUGGGUGAAAGCGGGGCCCAGCGAAGGGGCCCGGCCACAGGAAUCUCGGUUCCACCCCGCUACUCCCGGCUGUGACUCCAGUUUCGUCCCCAGCCGCCGGGACCCCCCCUCGCCCCGCCCACAGCGGGCACUCAGGCCGUACCACUGUGCCUUCAUGGGGGUGGAGAUAGAUCGUGGGCUAGUCCUGCCGAGGAGAGAGGGGUUCUUCCUCAAAAAAUAUGAUUAUGUAUAGUAUUCGCAUGAUUCUAGUUAACUUGUUUCCCUUCUGCCUGCUCGGACCCUCUACCUGCCCUACGAAGGGGGCGGAGUGCGUUCCUGCCUCCCCCUGCUCUUCCGCGUUUGGUGCGCGCCUGCGCGGUGCGUAGGCGGCGGAGCGUACUUAAGCUUCGACGCAGAAGGCGGGGCUGCUCAGUCCUUCAGGCGUCGGUGCUCAGCGGUGUUGGAACUUAGUGGCUUGCUUGCCUGUGCGCGCGUGCGCGGACAUGGCCUCAAACGAUUAUACCCAACAAGCAACCCAAAGCUAUGGGGCCUACCCCACCCAGCCCGGGCAGGGCUAUUCCCAGCAGAGCAGUCAGCCCUACGGACAGCAGAGUUACAGUGGUUAUAGCCAGUCCACGGACACUCCAGGCUAUGGCCAGAGCAGCUAUUCUUCUUAUGGCCAGAGCCAGAACAGCUAUGGAACUCAGUCAACUCCCCAGGGAUAUGGCUCGACUGGCGGCUAUGGCAGUAGCCAGAGCUCCCAAUCGUCUUACGGGCAGCAGUCCUCCUACCCUGGUUAUGGCCAGCAGCCAGCUCCCAGCAGCACCUCGGGAAGUUACGGUAGCAGUUCUCAGAGCAGCAGCUAUGGGCAGCCCCAGAGUGGGAGCUACAGCCAGCAGCCUAGCUAUGGUGGACAGCAGCAAAGCUAUGGACAGCAGCAAAGCUAUAAUCCCCCUCAGGGCUAUGGACAGCAGAACCAGUACAACAGCAGCAGUGGUGGCGGAGGUGGAGGUAACUAUGGCCAAGAUCAAUCCUCCAUGAGUAGUGGUGGUGGCAGUGGUGGCGGUUAUGGCAGUCAAGACCAGAGUGGUGGAGGUGGCAGCGGUGGCUACGGACAGCAGGACCGUGGAGGCCGCGGCAGGGGUGGCAGUGGUGGUGGCGGCGGCGGCGGCGGCGGCGGUGGUGGUUACAACCGCAGCAGUGGUGGCUAUGAACCCAGAGGUCGUGGAGGUGGCCGUGGAGGCAGAGGUGGCAUGGGCGGAAGUGACCGUGGUGGCUUCAAUAAAUUUGGUGGCCCUCGGGACCAAGGAUCACGUCAUGACUCCGAACAGGAUAAUUCAGACAACAACACCAUCUUUGUGCAAGGCCUGGGUGAGAAUGUUACAAUUGAGUCUGUGGCUGAUUACUUCAAGCAGAUUGGUAUUAUUAAGACAAACAAGAAAACGGGACAGCCCAUGAUUAAUUUGUACACAGACAGGGAAACUGGCAAGCUGAAGGGAGAGGCAACGGUCUCUUUUGAUGACCCACCUUCCGCUAAAGCAGCUAUUGACUGGUUUGAUGGUAAAGAAUUUUCCGGAAAUCCUAUCAAGGUCUCAUUUGCUACUCGCCGGGCAGACUUUAAUCGGGGUGGUGGCAAUGGUCGUGGAGGCCGAGGGCGAGGAGGACCCAUGGGCCGUGGAGGCUAUGGAGGUGGUGGCAGUGGUGGUGGUGGCCGAGGAGGAUUUCCCAGUGGAGGUGGUGGCGGUGGAGGACAGCAGCGAGCUGGUGACUGGAAGUGUCCUAAUCCCACCUGUGAGAAUAUGAACUUCUCUUGGAGGAAUGAAUGCAACCAGUGUAAGGCCCCUAAACCAGAUGGCCCAGGAGGGGGACCAGGUGGCUCUCACAUGGGGGGUAACUACGGGGAUGAUCGUCGUGGUGGCAGAGGAGGCUAUGAUCGAGGCGGCUACCGGGGCCGCGGCGGGGACCGUGGAGGCUUCCGAGGGGGCCGGGGUGGUGGGGACAGAGGUGGCUUUGGCCCUGGCAAGAUGGAUUCCAGGGGUGAGCACAGACAGGAUCGCAGGGAGAGGCCGUAUUAAUUAGCCUGGCUCCCCAGGUUCUGGAACAGCUUUUUGUCCUGUACCCAGUGUUACCCUCGUUAUUUUGUAACCUUCCAAUUCCUGAUCACCCAAGGGUUUUUUUUGUGUCGGACUAUGUAAUUGUAACUAUACCUCUGGUUCCCAUUAAAAGUGACCAUUUUAGUUAAA
Messenger RNA from Pan troglodytes (chimpanzee), 2353 nucleotides. RefSeq names its product FUS RNA binding protein (gene FUS). Gene Ontology annotation, molecular function: RNA binding. The coding region runs from base 614 to 2185 and encodes 523 amino acids. Gene Ontology annotation, biological process: regulation of DNA-templated transcription. NCBI's taxonomy places the organism in Eukaryota, Metazoa, Chordata, Mammalia, Primates, Hominidae. The record is from RefSeq and is a predicted model, not a curated record. The transcript is spliced from 15 exons.